AGAUUGAUUUAUAAAGAUAGUCCUGGUUUACAUUCAGAUUAAUCACUGGGUGGCUUCAGCCUGUUAACGUUUACUCUGAACAUGUUGCCUUAUGCUUGUUUUAGACAUUUUAACCUUAAAUGUUGAUGGAAAAAAGUCAACUAGGCUACAUCUGUUCAGCAAUCUCCUCUAACCAAUCAUAAACCUCAAAAAGCAACACGUGACUGAACGCGGAAGCGCAUAUGUAGUGGACGAGCUGCAAUCUAGGCACUCUAUUGGAUCACGUAAUAGACACGCACGAGUCCAGCAGCAGCUCAGCUGUCACAGAGCUGAAGCUGUUCAGUCAACAAGCCCGGAACAUCGCUGAACACACAUUAAACUCCAUAUUUAAUUUAAUCUAUCACAUCUCCUGUUAUGGAGCAAGUGAAGCAGGAGGCCUUUGAUAAUGCCAGGCUGCAGGUGAUCAAAGAUGGGUACGAGAAGGCAUUUGCAUGCAUCAAUAAAGCUCUCACAGAGGAUGAGGUGGGCCACAGUGCAGAGGCGCUAAAACUAUACCGACAAGGGCGACAGCACCUCCUCAGGGCUCUCAGUGUUCCCUCACAAGGUAUGGAGUGUGUGGGUCCCUCCUGGGAAUCAGCUAGACAGAUGCAGCGCAAGAUGCAGGAGACUCUCAACAACAUCACCACUCGCUUAGCCAUGCUGGAAACCAGCCUAGACCCCAACGAAGUCUCAGAUAACCAUGCAGCCCCUCAGAAACUCUACCCUGAAGUCCCGAAGGUCAGGCCAGAGAAGACGACUCCACCACAGAUGCUUGCUUCCAACAGCGGGGUUGCAGGGGCUUCAGGUGGGCCAGUUCUAGUCUCUCCCUCAGUGCAGCCCAAUAUAUUAAGCGACCAGCCUCCUGCAUACACCCCUCAAGCCGCUGACGGACACCUGAGCAUUUCCUAUGGCACCGACUCAGGCGAACUUUCCCUGGUUGGUGAUGAGUUCUACAGCAAUACGUCUAAUUCUGCACCUUCUCCUCAGUGUCUGGGGGAGGAUGGAGAGGAACUCUUUUUCCUUCCUCAAGGGGUGCAGAUCUUCUUUGUUACACCUGAGGGGCAAGUCAGUGCUCCCUCUUAUCCAGGGUACCUGCGCAUCGUCAAGUUCACCAGCGAGCAAUCAGAAAGGAUUCCAAACAGGCCACCUGCCUUCCUACAGGUUUGUGACUGGCUUUACCCAUUGAUGUCCUCUGAUUCCCCAGUCCUGCUGUGCAACACAGGAGUCUACAUGUUCCCUGACAUGAUGGCUCCCACCCCGGGCUCGUAUGUUGGGGUGGUCCUUUCUUCCGAGCUUCCCCAGAAGGAACGCGAACACUUCCAGAGUGUUCUUUCACAGCUGACUGACUUGCGUGUCCAGGCAUCAGAUGGCGCAACCGAUACCAUUAACCUGGGUCAGAAGGUGCCAAUAGGGCCUGCUGCAGCUGAAGCAGCACCCCCUGCUGCUGAGGAGGAGAAGGUACUUCCUGAAUGGAGCGAGAAGGUGGCUCAGGGGAUCCUGACUGGGGCUUCAUGGCUGAGCUGGGGGUUGGUGAAGGGGGCUGAGUACACAGGGAAAGCCAUACAUAAAGGUGCAUCCAAACUACGAGAGCACAUCACACCAGAAGACAGUCCAGCCCAAGUCAGCCCCACGGUAACCAAAAGCCUCCAUGUGGCUAAACAGGCCACAGGAGGAGCAGUGAAGGUCAGCCAGUUCCUUGUGGAUGGACUGUGCACAGUCGCUGGACAUGUUGGCAGAGAGCUGGCACCCCAUGUAAAGAAACAUGGAGGGAAGCUUAUCCCAGAGUCUCUGAAGAAAGACAAAGAUGGACGCUCCAAUAUUGAUGGUGCCAUGGUGAUUGCAGCAAGUGGAGUUCAAGGAUUUGCAACAAUGUGGACAGGGCUGGAGGUUGCAGCAAAGAACAUUGCAAAGAGUGUUGCUACGGAAACGGUUACCACGGUAAAACAUAAGUAUGGGGCGGAAGCAGGCCAGGCCACAGAUCAUGCUGUCAACUCGGCCAUCAAUGUCGGCGUCACCGCGUUCAAUAUCGACAACCUGGGGAUCAAGGCAAUGGUCAAGAAGACUGGCAAAGAGACUGCCCAUGCCAUCCUGGCAGACUAUAAAGUCCAAGAGCCGAGCACUGAAGUUGAGAAACAUAAAGACCAAAAGUAAAGUUUAGAUUCAGACCUCUCGUUUCAGGGGUCCAUUUUUAAGAGCAAAUCAAAUGACUGAAGAAGUAGGUGGAUCCUUGUCCGGUUUUUCAACGAAUGCUGUUAUUUGUUUAUGUGACUGACCCUGAACUCCAAAGACUUUCCUACAGUAAACACAGUUAAGCCUGUGUUAUAUUUUCCACAUGAGCAAUCCGGACACGUACACGGACAUCGCGGACGCGGACUACUUGUAUUUAUACUACCGAAAGCGUACACUGAUGGUCCGCUCCGCAACAAACAUGUGAACAAACAAUUGCCCAGAAUUAUUGCACAUCAGUUUAGUCAGUGAUUUUGAAGCCUACUGACUGCCACAAAAAAAUUGGAGGAAUGCGGAUGUCUGCUCAGAGCCUCUGCGCACACUCUUCGAUGACGAUUUUUACAUCAUGCAUACCAUAGCGGACUCGCGGAAAGUAUAACACAGGCUUUAUUUAGUCAUGCUGUCAUGUUUACUAUUUUCACUGUGUCACGGGAGAAAUGGUAAAUACACUUUUAAAAUUCCCUGACAGCCUGCCGGACAGUAUUCCUGAUCUUGCCUAACACUUCACCAGCAAUUUACUUAACUAAACAUAUCACCAAUGAUUUUACUCACAUUAAAUCUUCAACAGUUUUGCAUGGCUUGUGUCUUUCAAAUGGACCCUUAAAACGAAGUACAAGCCAAAGGUGGACUUUAAGGUUUUCCCAUAGAGCCUUAACAAAUAUAAUCUUCUUGUAUUUAAAAAUACAUAUAUAUCUAAAGCUUUAUGAUAGCUGUUUUAUACAGUAUAUAGACCUGUUUGUUCUCAGAACUUCAGGAUUUUUUUAUGUUUGGAAAUAUUAAAAAGCACUUUAACCCCUGCUAGGAACAGACAUUGAAAUUUCUUGCAGAUGAUGAUAAAAAUAUAAUUGCAUUUUCAGUUGGAAUAUGAUACAGAGGAAAGAUAUCAGAAAUCUGUUUAUUCAGGAGGCAGAAAAAUCUAUUUCAAAGUCUAUUUAGUAUUUCAAAGUUUAAAAUGUGUAUUUUAUAAUAUUAAUAUUAUAUCAUAUUUUAAUUGAACGAGGCUUAUAUUUAAUAUUAACUGCAUUAAACUGUAAAAUGCCAUAUAUCUGAAGUCCUCCCACUGUAGAUAUUGACACUCAUAAAACAUGUUUAUGCCGUUUUAUUUCCCCAUGAAAACUGUUGACAAUGACUGCACUUUUUCUUUAAGUUUGACUACUGACUAUGUUUCUAUAGAUUCCAUAUAAAUAUAAACUUGAACUUCCAUAACAUUUCUCUGUAAAUGUUAACGGAGUUGUUAAUUCUUUGUGUUUGUUUUGAUGCAAUAUAUGUCUCAUUUGAAUGUAUGGACAGCAUAAAUAAGCAUCAAGUUUAACCACAAGUCAAUAGGUUUGCUCAGUGACAAAUAAUAUAAUAGCCAAUGGUUAUCUGACUUAAUAAAUUAAACAUUUAAAACA
Molecule: messenger RNA, 3638 nt
Organism: Cyprinus carpio (common carp)
Lineage: Eukaryota; Metazoa; Chordata; Actinopteri; Cypriniformes; Cyprinidae
Product: spartin-like
Exons: 8
Coding region: 394-2169 (591 amino acids)
Biological process (GO): cell division; negative regulation of BMP signaling pathway
Cellular component (GO): plasma membrane
Source: RefSeq, a predicted model, not a curated record